AUGAUACCAGAGAAUAUAUAUAUAUAUAAAACAUUUUCAAAUUUACAGCCUCCAACACGAUCUUGUCAAAAACAAAUGGAAUUUUCACACCGUCUGGAGAAUCACUUCUUACUCAAUUCUGCAGAAGCGCGAGUAAAAAGGAUUGGAUUGAGUUCACGACUUACGAUUGUAUGUUUGGGGCUCCAUGUAUGGGGGUUUAUAGCUACCGCGUAGCUCCAGCUUAGCCUACAUUUUCUCCGUGGCUUUAUAAUUUAUCAGGGCGAUCUGAAGUUUUAUAUUAACUACCGUUUUCGUAGUCUAGCGUUAUUAUAUAUUGGUAGAUUCUCAUAGGGGUUGAUGUUCUCUAGGGGGGGGGGGGUGGAAUUGGAUGUCUUCGGCGUAAAAACGUCCAUCGAACCAAAUGUUUUGAUCUUAGUAUCAUACCGAGGUAUCAUAUAAAAAAAAACAUCUAAAGUUCGCGCCGAAGUUCCUUAUGGAGCCCAUCCUACGGAGUCCAUCAAUUUAAAUUCGCAAGGAAUCAAAAAACAAUUCUAGAUUUAA
Molecule: messenger RNA, 540 nt
Organism: Tuber melanosporum (Perigord truffle)
Lineage: Eukaryota; Fungi; Ascomycota; Pezizomycetes; Pezizales; Tuberaceae
Exons: 2
Coding region: 1-213 (70 amino acids)
Source: RefSeq, a predicted model, not a curated record